Molecule: messenger RNA, 1041 nt
Organism: Colletotrichum orchidophilum
Lineage: Eukaryota; Fungi; Ascomycota; Sordariomycetes; Glomerellales; Glomerellaceae
Exons: 1
Coding region: 1-1041 (346 amino acids)
Source: RefSeq, a predicted model, not a curated record
AUGCUGGACUCGUCGGUAAGCCGGCGACACCAGCCGAUGGACUCGUCCGCCGUCUACUCCCACUCCCGCACUCGCACGACGUCCUCAAACACAUUCCCAAUCCAAAGUCCGACGCCGAUGCACCUCCAGCAGCAGAAUGCCAUGAACCCUCAACAAUUCAACCGCCGCUCCCCCUCGGUUAACACCUUCAGCACCACCUCGAGCAUCCCCCCGCCCGCCGCCUACCGCACCUCGCCCACCACCGACCUACGCCGCUCAACCUCCUCCCGCUCCGGCGGCAGCACGCAGCCGACCGGCUACGUCGCCCUCCUCCGCAAGCAAAAGGCCACUGUCUGGUGCGACCGCGCUCAGUAUGAGGACCCCCGUCUCCUGGCCCAGCAGCGCGCCGCCAAGAUGCGCGCCACCCUCGAGGUCAUUGGCGGCCAGCGCACCGCCUCCGGCCUCUCCGCCCCGUCCGGUGGCAGGACGAGCACCGGCAUCAGUGCUACCGGCAAGGUUGCCGCCAAGAUCCGCCACCACGGGAAACCCGCAGUCGUGGGCUACGCUCCGGGAGAGCACCACGUCGGCGUCGGCGGCGUGCCCAUGCGUCUCAGCGCCACCGAGGUCGAGGGCGAAGACAGCGACGACGACGACGCACGCCUGCAUCACAGACGGACCGGUAGCAGCGGCCGCAGUAGCACAGCGAGCCGCCGCGGCCCGGGAUACAGAUCGUCCGGCGGCGGACGCCGAUGGAGCCCGGGAGACACGCCCGAGAGGAGCGGCAGCAUGGUCGAGGAUGUGCCGGAAGACGCCACGCUGGGCGACAACGCGAGCGGCAGGGCCAUGACGACGGCCUCGGGGAGCAGCGGCGAGCGGGCGGACAAUGUCGGCGAGCUGGGCAGCACCGCGGCGGCGCGGCUGGCGAGCAACUCGCUCAUGCACUCGACCGUCACCCGCGAGAAGAGCGUCAAGAGCGCCGAUGAGCUACGCAGGAGGGGCAGCGUCGACGAGCGCACCACGACGCUUACCGGAGGCCGUCUUUACAUCGCUAACCCCGAUUAA